AUGGGAAAAUUUGCUACACAGAAGCGUAAAAAACGCCAAUUUUGUGCCAAUCAACAUACUAAACGUUCUCGUGUUGAAUAUGAGGAAGAGGGCGAGCCAGUAAUGCAAGAAAAUAACGAGGAAAGCGAGGUUUCUUUGAGUGCUGAUGAGGGCAACGUGGGCGCUAUUCCAGCUGGAAUUUCAGUGUCCUACAGGAAGCUUCAGCCUCGUGUUCGGCAGAAUUCCAGUGAGAAAAGAACCCCUAAACCUUCAACAAAAAGUUCUCAAGGCACUUAUGGAUUCAGGCUUUGUGAUAUGGAACUUAUUGGAAAUGUUUUUUCCAUAUUUGUCAGCUUCCCAGAAUGUAUACAACACAAUGGAAGAAAAUAAUAUCAAACGUAAAGAUUGUGCUUCUAAACUCCACCUCACUUGCCAACACUGCAAAUGGAUGCAUUUGUCUUGGAUUUCAAAACGAAAAACAAAAGAGUUUUGAAGUAAAUUGACGAUUAGUGUAUGGAAUGCGAAUGAUUGGCAAUGGUCAUGCUGGUGCGUCAAAGGUUUGCUCUGUCAUGAACAUGACACCACCACCUAGACCAAAGUCUUUCAAGAAGUCAUCUCGUGUCAUUGCUAAGCAUGCAAAGACAGUUGCUAAGAAGAGCAUGAAAGCAGCUGCAAAAGAAGUGUGUGUUUUGCAACAAAAUGAAGAUGUUGAUGGAACAAAUUCUGUAGACUGUGGUAUUUGA
Paramuricea clavata is the source of this 722-nucleotide messenger RNA. The record is from the annotation of a GenBank genome assembly. NCBI's taxonomy places the organism in Eukaryota, Metazoa, Cnidaria, Anthozoa, Malacalcyonacea, Plexauridae.